Messenger RNA from Solea solea (common sole), 1712 nucleotides. RefSeq names its product cdkn1a interacting zinc finger protein 1b (gene ciz1b). Bases 385 to 1596 code for a protein of 403 amino acids. Gene Ontology annotation, cellular component: nucleus. NCBI's taxonomy places the organism in Eukaryota, Metazoa, Chordata, Actinopteri, Pleuronectiformes, Soleidae. The transcript is spliced from 14 exons. The record is from RefSeq and is a predicted model, not a curated record. Gene Ontology annotation, molecular function: zinc ion binding; nucleic acid binding.
UGUUUUGUUUUUUGAACUAAAAAAGGGUUUAUGACAUUAAUCAAAGAUCCAGUUGAGAUAAAUCAAUAAUGUCUUUUGUUGCGACAAGGCGCUUUAUACCGCUAACGUUAGCCAAACAUACGAUCAUCUAAAGCGGUAUAGCAAUCACAAAAUGUAACUAAUAUAAUAUAUGACGCAGGAAAUGUCUCAUACAUGCUCACUUUAGAUGUUUUAACUGCUCGAGCUGUUUGAGACGGACACCACCAACAAGACGGCCGCGUUUAAAAAGGCUCAACAUGUUCACAGAGUUCUUUAGGGAUUGGUGAUUUUGCAACUAAAUAAAGGAAGUUGAUAUACAAUUUGUAGCCUUCCUAUAGGGUCAUAGUUGAUGCACAGACCUUCAUCAUGGUCAAACAGCAGCGGCGAACAAGAGACAGGUGUUUUUUACCUGCAUCUGGUAAUGCUGUGGCACAGGUUCGAUUCCCUGUUGGCCCUAUACAGAGGAGACCUCUGCCACAUCACCAGGUCUCGGGCAGGAAGUGGGUCUGUUCAGGGACAGGAAGCUCCACCACCACAGAGGGAGAUAGAAGAGAUAAAAAUGACCCAGGACCUGACGGAGGAUCAGGAGAGACAAAGAGGGGGAGACUGGAUGGGUCUGCUGAGUCUUCUGCAUCAUGUGACCAAACAGCCAAUGAAAGCAAGUCUACAGGAGGUGACAUUUCAUCCAGAGUUCCUCUUCCAGACCAGCAGGGGUCAGCAGAGCACAGUGAGGACAGCAGAGCUGCAGAGCUGCAGAAUGUGGGGUCCCUAAAGGUCACAAUCCAGCGGAGCAGUGAGAACAGAGAGUUUGCACAGGCAGAGAGAACGGUGGACAGAGAGAAUGGUGGACUUCAUUGUCACGUCUGUAACCUCUCCUGUUGCUCCGUGCAGGUGUUUCAAGAACACAUAUCAGGAGCAGAACAUGUGAAGAAACUGCAGGAGAUCACACACUCAAUCUGCCUCAAGACACAAACACUGCAGGACAGGGGGCAUCGGCCUCACACCAAACGCUGGUGUGACACCUGUCAGACUCAUUUCACCGGUGACGUGAUUGUCCAUCGAAGGACAAAACAACACAAGAUGUGUAAGCAGCUGUGUCGUCCCUUCUGUCCAGUGUGCAAGCAUCACUUCAGGACUCCAAGGAAGUUUGUGGAGCACAUGAAGUCUCCAGAACAUAAGCAGCAGGUGCAUCUCCAUGAGGCUCAGGAGGAGGAGCUGAUCACAGUCGACGCUGUUGGCUGCUUCAGGGGGGAGGAAGAGGAAAAUGAGGAGGAGGAGGAGGAGGAGGAAGAAGCAGCAGCAGCAGAAGUAGCUGAUGAAGAGGAGUCACAGGCAAAGGAGAAAGUGUUACAGACAGCUGAAACAGAGGACUACAACCCUCAUACUGCAUACGGAAAUAGUUUUGUGGUCCCUAUCUCUGGUUUCCUGUGUCAACUCUGUAACAAGUUUUUCCACAGAGAGACGACGGCGCGACAUGUACACUGCAAGACACACACACACUUCCUCAACCUACAGAGCCACAGAGCUCAGAGGACACUGGACAAAAGUGAAGAAGAGCGCACACCUGCUCUAACCUGACCUCUUCAAUUUCCCAUCAUGCAUCUUUGUGUCAUGUUGACGGUUUGUCAUGUUGUGUCAUGUUGACAGCUGGACAAUAGUUUGAAAUGUGCAAAUAAAUGAUGACAAACAUUUCA